AUGACCGCUGAAUUUUCUCAGGAGAAUUCGGAAUUCUCCUGUCCGGAUUUCGAUGCCAACUUAUACGCCUCAAAGAUGGUUUGCGCCAAUAAAGUUUCGGAGGCACUUAUUUUGGUCAAUGAGAAAAUCAAAAGGUGA
Molecule: messenger RNA, 138 nt
Organism: Echinostoma caproni
Lineage: Eukaryota; Metazoa; Platyhelminthes; Trematoda; Plagiorchiida; Echinostomatidae
Source: the annotation of a GenBank genome assembly